Wasmannia auropunctata (little fire ant) is the source of this 576-nucleotide messenger RNA. RefSeq lists its product as uncharacterized. The record is from RefSeq and is a predicted model, not a curated record. The annotation marks the transcript as partial. The transcript has a single exon. Lineage: Eukaryota; Metazoa; Arthropoda; Insecta; Hymenoptera; Formicidae.
AUGGAGAAAUCUGGAGUUAUUGAACGCAUUAGUCACAGUGAGUGGGCAUCACCGUUGGUAGUGGUACCAAAGCCGAAUGAACGAGUAAGAAUCACUGGAGAUUUUAAAAACACAGUGAAUUCACAACUGCACAUCACUCAAUAUCCCAUAGCAACGCCAGAGCAAGUUUUUCAUACAAUAAGUGGCAGUUCCAUAUUCUCAAAGCUAGAUGGUAGCAAUGCAUAUCAUCAAAUGGAGGUGGAGAAAGAAUGUAAAAAAUUUCUGGUAGUGAACACUCAUCGAGGAUUGUAUCGUUACAACGUCCUUCCUCAAGGCAUUUCGUCGUCACCUGCUAUUUUUCAAGAAUUUGCAGACAAAAUGUUACAAGGCACGCCUCAUACAAGUACGUAUAUCGACGACACACUAUCAGGGGAUACGAGUGAGGAGGAACACCUGCAAACAUUGCAGAAGAUCUUCAAGAGAAUGCGUGAAUAUAAUUUUUAUUUAGCAAAAGAAAAGUGUGAAUUUUGCAAACCACACAUAGAGUUUUUGGGACACAUUCUUUCAAAACGAGGCAUUCACACAGAUCCAAAUAAG